AUGCCAAAAGUUCUGAGAAUCACAAAAGUGAGUGGGGAACGACAAUACGCGAAAGUAGCGCUGGAAAAGAAAAUAGCGGAAAAACUAAUAGAAGAAGGCCGAUUGAGGGUGGCCCUCACUAGCUGCCGGGUGAGAGAAAGCGAGAAAAAGAUAGAUAAAUGCUUUAGAUGCUGGGAGGCAGGACAUAUAGGCUCACAGUGCAAGGGCACAGACCGCAGUAGCCUGUGCCACAAUUGCGGCAAGGAGGGACAUAAGGCCAGAGAGUGCGGGGAUAGCCCGAACUGCGCAUUAUGCGAAAACGUGGAGCAGGGCUCGGGAAAGGGCCACAGACCAAACGACAAGGAUUGUAAGCAUAAACCGGUAGGAGGAAGUAAGAAGGACGUGUGCUACAAGUGCGGUAAAACGGGUCAUAUCGCGCGUGAGUGUCAAAUGAGCAAAGAAGGACAAAGCGAAGUAAAAAAGACAUAA
Messenger RNA from Photinus pyralis (common eastern firefly), 468 nucleotides. Its product is annotated as cellular nucleic acid-binding protein-like. Bases 1 to 468 code for a protein of 155 amino acids. Gene Ontology annotation, molecular function: translation regulator activity; single-stranded RNA binding; zinc ion binding. The transcript has a single exon. Gene Ontology annotation, biological process: positive regulation of cytoplasmic translation. Gene Ontology annotation, cellular component: cytoplasm. Lineage: Eukaryota; Metazoa; Arthropoda; Insecta; Coleoptera; Lampyridae. The record is from RefSeq and is a predicted model, not a curated record.